Molecule: messenger RNA, 1428 nt
Organism: Amaranthus tricolor (Joseph's coat)
Lineage: Eukaryota; Viridiplantae; Streptophyta; Magnoliopsida; Caryophyllales; Amaranthaceae
Product: probable UDP-arabinopyranose mutase 2
Exons: 4
Coding region: 189-1256 (355 amino acids)
Biological process (GO): plant-type cell wall biogenesis; UDP-L-arabinose metabolic process
Cellular component (GO): Golgi apparatus; cytosol
Molecular function (GO): UDP-arabinopyranose mutase activity
Source: RefSeq, a predicted model, not a curated record
UCUAAAAAUAGGUCCCGAAAUGACGCUCUUUCCUCUACACUCAAAUCCACCUUAAUUCAAGGAGACUUCACGAUCAAAAUGAGUCUUCUCACUCGAUAUUAAUCUAUUUAUACUAAUUUUAUUUUCAUUCCCAAAAAAAUAAAAAUUCAUUCCAAAAAAAUCCUCUGUUUUGCCCUAAGUUUCCAUCAAUGUCGACCUCUGUAACUCCAUUGCUCAAAGAUGAGCUCGACAUUGUUAUCCCCACCAUUAGAAACCUUGAUUUUCUCGAAAUGUGGCGGCCAUUUUUCCAACCAUAUCAUUUGAUCAUCGUACAAGAUGGUGAUCCUACAAAGAAAAUUAUGGUUCCUGAAGGAUUUGAUUAUGAACUUUAUAAUAGAGAUGAUAUCAACAGAAUUCUGGGUCCAAAAGCUAAUUGUAUCUCAUUCAAGGAUUCUGCUUGCCGUUGUUUUGGUUAUAUGGUUUCUAAGAAGAAGUAUAUCUACACCAUUGAUGAUGAUUGCUUUGUUGCCAAGGACCCAUCCGGCCAAGACAUCAAUGCUCUCCAGCAGCACAUUAAGAAUUUGCUGUGCCCAUCAACACCAUUCUUCUUCAACACAUUAUACGACCCUUUUCGUGAUGGUGCUGACUUUGUGCGAGGAUACCCCUUCAGUUUACGCGAGGGUGUUCCUACUGCUGUUUCUCAUGGUCUGUGGCUCAACAUCCCUGAUUAUGACGCACCCACUCAGCUUGUUAAGCCUCUUGAGAGGAACAAAAGGUAUGUUGAUGCAGUUUUGACUAUCCCCAAGGGCACAUUGUUCCCCAUGUGUGGUAUGAACUUGGCUUUUGAUCGUGAGCUCAUCGGUCCAGCUAUGUACUUUGGUCUCAUGGGCGAUGGUCAGCCUAUAGGACGUUACGAUGAUAUGUGGGCUGGAUGGUGUGUUAAGGUCAUCUGUGAUCAUUUGGGAUUAGGAGUCAAGACAGGUCUCCCAUAUAUUUUCCAUAGUAAGGCAAGCAACCCCUUCACAAACUUAAGGAAAGAAUACAAGGGUAUUUUUUGGCAAGAAGAGAUCAUUCCCUUCUUCCAAUCUGCUGUCAUUCCCAAAGAUUGCACCACAGUUCAGCAGUGCUAUAAAGAACUCUCCAAGCAAGUCAAGGAUAAGCUAGCCAAAGUAGAUCCUUACUUCGACAAGCUCGCUGACGCAAUGAUCACAUGGAUCGAAGCAUGGGACGAGCACAACCCACCAAGCUCCAAGUCGCCUAACGACGAUUCCAAGUAGAUUGAUCACUGAUCAAAUAACUGGUUUAGUCUUAUCAGUUUUUAUGUUUUAUUUUAAACUCUUACGGCCCGUUUGGUAGGUGGUAAUAAACGGUGGUAAUAGGGAAUGAAAAAUUAGUGUAAUUUUGGUUGAAAAAUCUCUUUGGUACCUUGAUGGUUAUGCUUGUUCAACU